CAGAAACGUCCCAACUCGAAACUCCAGACAUUAUACCGUUUCGAUAUUUUGAAGUUGGGAACCAGAGAGGAGCGCGAGGGUUUUUACAGUAGACUUGCUCUCUCUCUCUUUCUCCCAAAAAGAAAAAAAAAUCAAACCUUUUCUUCAAUUUCUUUACGUCCCAAAACAAAAAUGCCGUCUGAAGACGCAAAGCCUGGGAAGACGAAGAAAGAAGAAGAAGACGAGAAGAGCUUAAGUUCCAUUGUGAAAGCCCGCAAAAAGAACCCAACAAAUGCAGCUAUUAAAGAUCCCAAAGUCAAGAAAGCUGAUGAUGAUGAUGAUGAUUUUGACAUUCCCAUUAGUAAGAGUAGAAACUCUUCAGCUUCUCGUCCCAACACACCUAAAGUUAAGAAGGAAGACAAGGAUUCUGAUGCUGAUGAUGAUAAGCCCAUUUCAAUGAAAAAAUCUGCUGCCAAGUCUGAUAAUAAGGAAUUGAACAAGAAAAAGAAGAAAAAAGAGGAAGAGAAGGGUUCUGUGGUUAUGGAGCAAAAUGGCAAGAAGAAGGAGAAGAAGGUUUAUGAUUUGCCUGGCCAGAAGCGAGACCCUCCUGAAGAGAGAGACCCACUUAGGAUUUUUUAUGAAACAUUAUACAAGCAACUUCCCAACAGCGAAAUGGCGCAAAUCUGGAUGAUGGAAUCUGGUUUGCUCUCCAAAGAAGAGGCGAAGAAGGUUUAUGAGAAGAAACAAAAGAAGAAGAAUCAGCAGAAGCUGAGUUCUCCCGUCAAAGCAAUUACUACUGCCACAAAGAGGGCUCAAUCUCCAACCACUAAGAAAAAGACACCAUUGGCCCCUGUAUCAUCGGUUAAAAAGAAGACGACCGACUCCAAUGCUGAAACAAAGCAGUCUAGGAAACGCAAGAUUGCUGGUGGAAGCACUGAUGAAGAUUCUGAUGACGAUUUCAUAGUCAAUAGAAGCACAAAGAAACAGAGAGCAUCUUAGACAAACCGACAUUCCUUAUUGGCUUAAUUCUCUUGGGAGCUGUUUACAGUUUCACUAAUCCGCCAAAUUCUUACCCAAUUCUAAUGUGUAUCAGUACUUCUCACGAUUUUCGAAACAUUAGAGAGCUGCCAUUCUUAAUUCUUAUAUUUGAUGUCCUUGUAUUCUUCUUAUCUAUGAGAAAGAAGAGUUCUGCUAUACAGCUCUCUUGAUUGUGACGGCAUAUGCCUUGCCUUGCAUUUUAAGAGUCUUUUAUCAUAUAAGAGAUGAAUGUAAAAGCCUUGACCCUACUUCUGCUUUUA
This is a messenger RNA of Ricinus communis (castor bean), 1277 nucleotides long. Its product is annotated as neurofilament heavy polypeptide. NCBI's taxonomy places the organism in Eukaryota, Viridiplantae, Streptophyta, Magnoliopsida, Malpighiales, Euphorbiaceae. Bases 172 to 978 code for a protein of 268 amino acids. The transcript is spliced from 4 exons. The record is from RefSeq and is a predicted model, not a curated record.